AUGAAGUUCUUCGCUGUCGCUGCUCUCUUCGCUGGCGCUCUCGCCGCUCCCACCGUCGAGGUUGAGGCUCGCACCAACAGCAGCCCUGUCUGCCCCAACGGCCUCUACUCCAACCCCGUCUGCGCCGACGUCGACGUCCUCGGCAUACUGUGCCUCAACGCCGUCUCCCCCAGCGAGGCUCCGCGUGACGCCAACCACUUCAGGGAGAUCUGCGCCAAAAUUGGCAAGGAGGCUCGCUGCGCCGUUGUUCCUAUCCUCAACCAGGCUGUCCUCUGCAACAAGCCAGUUGGCAUCACCAACUAG
Cordyceps fumosorosea ARSEF 2679 is the source of this 303-nucleotide messenger RNA. RefSeq names its product Hydrophobin 2. The record is from RefSeq and is a predicted model, not a curated record. Bases 1 to 303 code for a protein of 100 amino acids. NCBI's taxonomy places the organism in Eukaryota, Fungi, Ascomycota, Sordariomycetes, Hypocreales, Cordycipitaceae. The transcript is spliced from 3 exons. Gene Ontology annotation, cellular component: extracellular region.